This is a messenger RNA of Giardia duodenalis, 483 nucleotides long. RefSeq lists its product as uncharacterized. The transcript has a single exon. The record is from RefSeq and is a predicted model, not a curated record. Lineage: Eukaryota; Fornicata; Diplomonadida; Hexamitidae. Bases 1 to 483 code for a protein of 160 amino acids.
AUGUUCCUACCAGCUUUCGGCCACAUUCCCGCCAUCCUGGUGUGCGACGCGGCAGAGUCCCAGGGGCGCCUCUGGGAGCUGAUCAGCGCGUACACGAAGCAGCUCCACCGCCUCCGGACCGAACGGGUGCCGCGGAAGGGUUUACGCCAAAGCUCGUUCCGCCGCCGCAACGGGCUCCGGGCGGCCCAGAUCGCCCGCAUCAACAAGAACCGCCUGAUGCUCAUCGAUCUAUACGUAGAACGGUGCAGCAACUUCUUUUCUAGGCUCCUUCCUGACGUUCUCAGCGCGGCGGACGGGCUCCUCCAGCUGAAGGCGAUCCAGAUCUUCAAGCGGCGCGACAUGCUUGGCAAUUGGAUCGUCUACAGCUCGGAGCAACGCCACGACCUCGCCCGCGACCACCUGGAGGCCUGCCUCGCCCUGGAAGACUUCUAUUACAAGCACGGCUUCAUACCGAAGGACUUCCAGGAGGAAAGCGAUGAGUAA